Molecule: messenger RNA, 813 nt
Organism: Anthostomella pinea
Lineage: Eukaryota; Fungi; Ascomycota; Sordariomycetes; Xylariales; Xylariaceae
Source: the annotation of a GenBank genome assembly
AUGCCCCUCGACACAUCGACCUACGACCUCGCCCUGCUGCGGGUCGACGGCCGCCGCUGGAAUGAGCUGCGCCGCCUGGACGGCCAGAUCCGUACCCAGGCCGCCGCCGACGGCUCCUCAUACCUCGAGAUGGGCAACACCAAGGUUAUGUGCGUUGUCUCGGGUCCCAGCGAGGACAAGCGCCGCGGCCAGACUUCCGCAUCGACCGCCACGGGCUCCAAUGCCGCCGAUGUCGCCGUGAGUGUCGUCGUGGCCGGGUUUAGCUCCGUGGAUCGCAAGAAGAGGGGGCGUGGUGACAAACGCAUACAAGAACUGCAGACCACCAUCUCGAAAGCGCUUGCAUCUAACCUGCACACGCACCUGUACCCACGCUCGACCAUCUCCAUUUCCCUCAACGUGCUCUCCCAGGAUGGUUCUCUCCUCGCUGCGCUCAUCAAUGCCUCCACCCUCGCGCUCAUCGACGCCGGAAUUCCCAUGACCGACUACCUUGUCGCCUGCACCGCGGGCAGUACAUCAUCGUACGCGGCCAACGACGACCGCGCCGACCCACUCGUUGACCUGAACAACCAGGAGGAGCAAGAGCUGCCGUUCCUGACCAUGGCCACGUUGGGCGCUACAGACAAGGUGGCGGUCUUGGUCUGCGAAAGCAGAGUCCAGGUUAGUCGUCUCGAGGGCAUGAUGGCUGCCGCCGCCGACGCGUGUAAGGGUGUCCGCGAUUUCUUGGAUCAGGUCAUCAGGGAGAAGGGACAUAAGAUGGUGACCGAGGGUACGAUCGAGAAGGGGGCUAGUAUGGCCAUUGAAAUUGAUGCUUAG